Molecule: messenger RNA, 1115 nt
Organism: Juglans regia (Persian walnut)
Lineage: Eukaryota; Viridiplantae; Streptophyta; Magnoliopsida; Fagales; Juglandaceae
Product: 26S proteasome non-ATPase regulatory subunit 9
Exons: 5
Coding region: 128-820 (230 amino acids)
Biological process (GO): proteasome regulatory particle assembly
Cellular component (GO): nucleus; cytoplasm
Molecular function (GO): protein binding
Source: RefSeq, a predicted model, not a curated record
ACUGGUUCUAUCGGUUUUGUUUUUACACCCCUGACCCCUGGUAUAUAAACUCGCUACUCAAAACACAGCAGAAGGUAGUAUUAUCAGAAGGCGGUGAUAAAAUCAUCCGCACGGAACUGGGAAGAGAAUGGUGGCCACGAACCUAAAAUCGGAGACGAUGACUCUGAUGGAGAAGAGGAGCUCCGUAGAGACCGAGAUGAACUCCAUCAUCGACCGCCUCUGUCAGCCUGGCGGCCCUGGCCUUUCUGGCAAUCUCGUCGAUUCUGAGGGGUUUCCUCGCUCGGAUGUUGACAUUCCAGUGGUACGAGCAGAGCGGCACCGUCUUUCUGAGCUACGGAGUGAUCACAGAGAGAUAACAGAGAAAAUAAAUCAGAACAUACAGGUUCUGCAUUCAGCAAGGCUUCCUUCUAAGUCUUCACCCCCAAAAGACCAAGGCAAUGAUGAGGGGUCAAACAGCCAACACUCUGCAGUUCCCAGUGCUGGCCCAUCUACAUCCUUCCACAAUGUUCUAGUGAGAGAUUCUCCCAACUCUAUGGAUGUGGAUCUGGUUGUCAGUUUACCAUUUGCCAUGGUUGAUGAGAUAGCUGAUGCAUCACCAGCAGCAGAGGAUGGUUUACAGCUGGGAGAUCAGAUUGUCAAAUUUGGGAGUGUCGAAGCUGGUGAAAAUUUGGCACAAAGGCUUGCUUCUGAAGCUCAGACAAAUCAAGGUCGUGCAAUACCAAUAUCAAUUAUGAGGCAGGGUGCACCGAUUAACUUAACAGUGACACCCCGAACAUGGCAAGGCAGGGGUCUACUAGGAUGCCAUUUCCGGAUCUUAUAAUUUCAGUUAAUCACAUGGACGUGGAACUGUGAUGAACUGUGGAAGCGCAAAGGGGGUUCCUUUGAUUUUUUUUAGCAGGACGGUGUUCAGGGGCUCUUGGCAUCGCUUUUGGUGGUGUAUUCAAUGGUAAAAUGAUGUUGUGCUUGACUUGAUAGGCACUAUUUACAUAUCCUAGCAAAUAUUGGAUUAGCUUGUGUUUUGAUGGGACUCCAGAAUGGUUUAACUCUCUGAGAGCAUUAGUAUUGGCUUUGCUAAAUGCAUAUUCAAAAUUUAGUUAAUAUCAUACUUUUUUACA